AUUACAACAUUUGGGUAACUGAACAUAUUGAUACAUUUGACCUGCUAAUCUUAAAAGAGAAAAAGAAAAUGGACUGAGGAAGUGACCACAUCUUUAAGAUGACUUCAACAGAAAGGACUUUUCAGCUGCUAUUAGAGAAUUACAGGAUCUACCUACAGUGUGCUGUCAACAAUGCCUUCUGACUCAGAAAGUAGCAGCUCCCUCAGCAGUAUUGGUACAGGUACAUCUGGGAAAGCUGCUUCGCCUCCACCAAUGCUCAUGGAUACCAGGCAGAUGAGUGAGAAGUUAGAAUCCAUCGUAUUUCAACUUCGACAGGUCACUCGGGAACGAGAUGAGUUACGUAAACAGCUAGCUCUUUCUUCCCCUGGGUCUACAUUUGAUGAUUGCAGACCCAGCCCAAAACCGAGCCAUGACUAUGAGAGACUGAAGAUGCAAUGCAUGAAAGCCAUGUCAGAUCUGCAGUCUCUGCAGAACCAACACACAAAAACACUUAAGAAAUGUGAGGAGGCAGUCAAAGAAGCAGAUUUUUAUCACACAUUGCACAGCCGCCUGCGAAAUGAUCAGUCUCAACUCAAAGAAGAAAUGGAGGCCAUUAAAAGGGAGAACACCCAGUUGCUACGGGAACACAAUCACGUUCAACAGACCUGUGAGGAGUUGAAGAGGCUCCAUGAGGAGGAUCAGAAGGAGAUCACUGAUCUACGCAGUCAGCAGCAACAGCUUGAAUUCAGGAGUCACUUUAUGGCAGUAGUAGAUUAUGAAUCUGAGUCCUACGAACAUGCCACCCCGUAG
Messenger RNA from Rhincodon typus (whale shark), 789 nucleotides. Its product is annotated as disks large homolog 5-like. The transcript has 6 exons. NCBI's taxonomy places the organism in Eukaryota, Metazoa, Chordata, Chondrichthyes, Orectolobiformes, Rhincodontidae. The coding region runs from base 172 to 789 and encodes 205 amino acids. The record is from RefSeq and is a predicted model, not a curated record.